AUGAGACUUACGACAGUGGUCAGUUUCAUAGUAUUUAUCAUUUGAAGAUAUGUUCUUAAAUAGCAGGGUCAGAAAAUGAUCUAAGAACAUUUGUCAAUAUCAUUUCCCAGUCACAUGUCACAGACCACAGUAAGCUGCAUAAUAUCUUGUCCCAGCUCAAACAAAGACCCCCAUUCAAAACAAAGCAGGACAUGUGAACUCAUGCCGCCAAAUGGUGUAAGCCACAGGGGAGAAAACUGGAUAGAAAAGGUUUCUCUUCAUACAAGCAAGAACAAAAAAAAAAAAAUUCUGCAUUAUUCAUAAACUUGUAUGAAUUACACUCCAGUAAAAAUGGCUUCUCUCCAGAGCUACCAGAAUUAUAUUCACACACAUUGUUCAUCAUGAAGACACGAUGGAGUGAGGUGAAUCACACUUCAGCAAUAUGGUAAGUUUCCCAAAUGGAAUAUUUGAAUUUCAAAUUAUGAAAUGCAUUGUUUUAGUCAGGACCGAUGUUAUGUAGGAUAUUUAGCAUCCGAGUCACUUACCUGGGGUGUAUAAGAAUGUCUCCUGUUCAUAGCCAUGGUAAAAAACUAAACAAAACGGGUAGUUAUAGAAUCAGAAAAACUACUGAACUCCGGUGUCGUGGUUUCCCUUUCUCCAGAAAAAGGCAAACAUGUAAAGGAGGGGCCCGAGUGGCGCAUCACUAAGCUUCACCACCGCCACCGAGCUGAACCGGGAAAGGGAGGGCGAUGUAUUUGCCAUGUCAACAGUGGCACAGCUGCUUCCAGACGACAUGAAGUAGUUUUGGUCAGCGGCGGAUGUUGUGCGGUCGGCGCGUUGGCUCGUCAUGAUCCGGAGACCCUGGCCGAACUGACCAAUCAGGCUGGCAGCCGCACACACCGCAGAGCCACACCGGCCGCGCCUCCACAGCGUCUGGACGCAGCCGAAGCUGUCAAACUUGGAACUGCUGAGCGAAAGACGAUGUCCGACGGCGAGCUGGUCAAGAAAAUGCUGAGGGUCAUCCUCCAAGCCAACAAGGGUGGAAUGUCGCUGUCCCGUCUGCAGUCUGAGUACAAGGAGCUGACCGGUGAGCAGAUUCCACAUAAACAGAUGGGACACAACCAUCUGGACACCCUGCUGGCCAGCGUGCCCUCCGUCGUCCACGUGGAACGCAGCCGCUCUGGAGAGGUGGCGUAUUUUGCCUCUGUGGACAAAGACACGGCCCAUGUUGCCAAGGUGAUGGCCCGCCAGCGGGGCUCCAAGAAGCCUGGGCGACCCCACCUGGUGAACACCCAGAUGAGGGUCAAACCAACAGCCCAGCUUGUCCUUAAUGGCGCUCCUUUGGUGCCAUCGUUUGCAGUGCCUCCACGAGAGAGUGUGAUUCGGCAGAAUACUCUGAGGCGGCGGAGAGAGGAGUGUUGUAGGAGGACGAGACGGCACUUUGGGGAAAAAGAAACGCAACAGAAUGCUGCAAAACCUCAAACCUCCCUGAGGCAGCCGAACUACCGCGGACGCGGCGGGGCUAGGGGAGGCGCCGGCCGAGGCAGCGGACACGGGGACGUCAGACAGUCAAGGGACGUGAGGGAUGGACAGACAGAGGGCAGGACGGCCUCGCAACUCCUAAAGAGCACACCCGACAGGUCGGAAAAGAGGAUGACACUCCCAUCGCGCUUUCAGAAGGAGGUACAGGCUCACCUUUCCAGAAACUCCCAACAGACUAGUCCACCUUCGCAUUUAAAUGAGAAUUUGGACGGUGGAAAAGGCAAAGUCUACAACCCUCAGCAGGUCCAGAGCUGCAUCGAGGAUAUUCUGUCCCAGUACAGCAAUGGCUUUUGGGUGUCCAAACUGCCUCAGAUCUACAAAGACCUUUAUAACCAGGACCUGCCAACUGAGGCCAUCAGAGACCUGGAGACCUGGAAGCACAUAUGCACUGUCGAGAGAACAUGCAGCAGUAACCCAUCUGAGCUGCUUCUCUACCCCGCCAAGGUUCGGACCACCGCAUCUUCCCCACCGUCUUCCAGCUCCGCAUUAGACAAAUCCCUGCGGCCCCCCGUCCACCAGAGACCCCAACUGAAACGCUCCGGCUCUCGUCCUCCUCCGUCAACGUCCUCGCCGUCCCCCAGUCCUCCCUCUUCGCCGGCUUCCCUUAGCCCCGAGCUGAAGCUGAAGCUGGAGGAACUGCUGCUGAAGUAUUCCAGCGGCCUGUGGGCCCACGCGUUGCCCAAGCUUUUCCAGGACACCUAUAAAACUAAACUGCCCGCACACGUCCUCGACAACCUUCAGCUCCUCUCCGACAUCUGCACCGUCGACUACCCGAUGCCCGACAACCCUAAGAGGGCCAUCCUGUACAGGAGGAGCAGCAGCAGCAGCAGCAGCAGCAGCAGCAGCAGCGCUGGAGGAGGAGCGGAAGACGAGAAAUGUAACCGGAGAGCCUCGUCGGCCAGCGAGGAGGAGCAGAGAGUGAAGCGGGAGGCGGCCAAGAGACUCUGUGAUCACUCGGUACCUGCCCUGCACAUCCCCAAAGAAGAGUAUCCGUCUGUGCUGGUGGUGGAAGCCACAAACACCAAUGAAGUCGUUUUAAGGUAUAUAGGUGAGAGCUACUCGCAAGCUCAGGAGCGUAUGGAGGAUGAAAUGCGGGAAUUUUACUGCCUGGACAAGAACAAGGUAACUCCUUGCUCAUCUCCAUUCUCGGGUCAACUUGUGGCUGUCAAGGCUGAGGAGGAGGAGGAGGAGGAGGUGGAGGAGGUUCUGAGGGCUCAGAUCUGCGAGCUCGUGGCAGAUAAGGUUAAGGUGCACUUUGUGGAUCAUGGCUUCUCAGAAGUCGUUAGCAAAGCCAAACUUUUUGAGCUGCAUGAGAAAUUCUUAACACUACCUUUCCAAGCCACCAAGAGCCAACUAGCAGGCCUAGAGCCCUUCUCUCAGGAGCCCGCUGUGCUGAAGACCUUCGAGGCGAUGGCGAGUGGUCAGAUCCUUUUGGCCGAAAUCCUGCAGAGAGGCCAGACCCCUCUGAUGGUGUUGUACGACACGUCGCAGGAUGACGACGUCAACAUCAACGCCGCCUGCAUGAAAGCCCUGCAGGACAAGACUUUGAGCAGUCCCUUACAGGUUAACAGUGCUUACAUGAAUGUGAGCGUCACUAGUGUCUGCUCUGAUGGGACAGUCUACUGUCAGCUACCCUCCAGAGGUCUCGCCAAGCUCAGUGAGAUCCUGGAGAACGUCGAGACAUACUUCCACUCGCAGGCAACGUCAGAAUUCUUGGUGUCCAGACCAUUCUGCGGCAAAGGAUGCAUGGCUCGGUUCAAAGGCAAGUGGUCCCGCGUUGAGAUCACAAACCUACAUGGGAGCAGAGUGUUGGACAUCCUCUUCCUUGACGUGGGAAUCCAGGCUUCCGUGGAGGUGUUUGAGCUCAGGGAGAUCCCGCAGAAGUUCCUCCGUGACCUUAUGGCCAUCCCGCCACAGGCUGUCAAGUGUUGCCUGGCAGACCUGUCUGUCAGCGUCGGGUCGUGGACUCCAGAUGCUGUCCAGUGGCUUCGGGAGAAAGUUCUCAACACCACCGACUGCAGCAUGAAGGUGGCCAAAGUGGACAAAAGCAAACAGUGCGUCUACGUACACCUCUUCACUGACAAGAACUUCCACGAGCCAGCCUGUAGUCUCAACCAUCAGAUAGCCCGUUUGGACCUGUUCAAACAGCAACCUGAUGUCUAUCUGACCAGCCACAGUCCCAUCAAGAGCUCCACACUCGCCGCGCCCACCAAGACCUCUAGCGACAUCAGCAACGGCAGCCCAAAGUCCGCUCCGGUUGCAGCCAGGUCUCAUCUCAGAAGGGUCCCGUCCGGAGCCAAAGGGACCCUCGGGAGCCCACCUGGGGCGCGGUCAUUCCCCUCACCCUCUCUCCAGCUGCCACCCCUGCUGGAGCUGCCCCCUGCAGGAAACAACAUGGACGUGUACGUAUCGGUGGCGUGCCAUCCGGGCCACUUUGUGCUCCAGCCCUGGAGGGACAUGUACAAACUGGUCGUGCUGAUGGGGGAGAUGAUCCUCUUUUACAACCAAAUUGAUGAAACACUGCUGAAUGUGCAGAAUAAUCAGAUAUAUGCUGCUAAAGUGGAGUAUAACUGGUAUCGUGUUUUAGUCAAGGGGGUUCUCACCAAUGGGCUGGUGUCUGUUUAUGAGUUGGACUACGGUAAGCACGAGCUGGUGAGCUGCACGCAGCUCAGAGCUCUUAGCGAGGAGUUCCGACAGCUGCCCUUCCAGGGAAUCACCGCCCAGCUGGCCGGAGUGAAGACGAGGCAGUGGUCCGAGGAAGCUUCCAUCGUCUUCAGGAACCACGUGGAGAAGAGGCCCCUCGUGGCCCAGUUGGAGGCAGCGCAGGAGGCCGCGAACCCCUGGGACAGGAAGCUGACCGUCUUCCUGGUCGACACCUCACAGCAAGAUAACGACAUCUGGGUGCAUGACAUCAUGGCAGAGUUUGCGGAUGAACUCACCGGCGACGUGAAGAUGGCCGGAUUCUGCGCGCUCGUGCAGCCGCUAGCGGAUGGAGAGCAUCAUGACAAAUUCUGAGGAGGAGCAGAAUACAACAGUGACACAUUUUUAUGGAAGUGAACCCUAACCCAAAGAGAACGUGUCAACUUUUCCCAUGUUCACCUUCAAAGUCAAUGUUUCCAUCUGCAUUGAUGUCCAACUCAUUGAGGAUCUCCUCCAGCUCUCCUUUCUUCAGCUUCUCCCCCAGCAGGCUCUUGGCCGCCUCCUUCAUCUCGUCCUGGUUGAUCUUCCCAUCUCCAUCCAGGUCAAACUUUGCACGAUAGCAGCGUGACGACAAAGAAGCAGUGUUUUCAUCCAACGUCUCAUCGAUUUCGAUGCCAAACGGCGUUGCCCGGUUUGGUUCACUUCCUUUUUCGGCCCACCUGCAAGAAUGCUGAUUGGAGCUCCUUGAGUCCCAGCAUGUCUGCUGUCUCGCCCAUCAUUCUCGGUCCCAUUAGUUCAGUAAAGUCUUCAAAGUCCAUGAGCCCACCCACUAUGGAGAAAGGAAAUGGAGCACUAGCAGUAUAAAUCUCAUCACGCUUAAAGCAUCGGGAAUGAUGUUUGCGGACGUACUCCUCAUUUUGAUCUGCUGCACUAUCUCCAGCAGCUCCAUCUCAGUGGGCAUGUAUCCCAUGGUCCUCAUGCAUUCGGCCACAUCUUUGUAGUUCAGGUAGCCAUCUUGGUCGUAGUCAAACUCCUUGAAGGCUUCUUGCAGCUCUGUGAGAAGGGAAGAAAAAAACACCACCACCACCUUGACAGAACUUCCACGAGCGGAUUAACGCAGAUAAAACUUUAAUCGGGCUGCGACGUGGAGAACUCCCGAAAUACGUCAGUCUGGGAUGAACUUUUUAAUGGAAUACUCAACGAGUAAAUACUUUGAUUUAUGGUGUUCGAUUUGUGGGACUUACCGUCUAAUUCCCCUUGUGCUAAUUCCCUCUCCUGUUGAAAGAAAAUAUACACCCGAUAUUGUUUUGUCGUAUAUUUCACAUACUGGACGUCCAUAGCGUCGCAAAGCGACUUGAAAUCACCUUUGACGAAUGCUAAACAAGUGCGGCUGGCGUUAAGCGGCAGCUAACGGUCUGAGAAGGCUCAGUCAAAGUGUGGCUUGAUUUCACCGCGAUGGCUGACAUUUGCGCAUGUGCACUCCAAGCUCAAUUAUUCACACUCUACUUCAAUAAAAGCACAGAUA
Molecule: messenger RNA, 5686 nt
Organism: Phycodurus eques (leafy seadragon)
Lineage: Eukaryota; Metazoa; Chordata; Actinopteri; Syngnathiformes; Syngnathidae
Gene: tdrd7b
Product: tudor domain containing 7 b
Exons: 23
Coding region: 961-4536 (1191 amino acids)
Biological process (GO): lens morphogenesis in camera-type eye; lens fiber cell differentiation; spermatogenesis
Source: RefSeq, a predicted model, not a curated record